Rosa chinensis is the source of this 1887-nucleotide messenger RNA. RefSeq lists its product as uncharacterized. The transcript has 10 exons. The coding region runs from base 134 to 1366 and encodes 410 amino acids. Lineage: Eukaryota; Viridiplantae; Streptophyta; Magnoliopsida; Rosales; Rosaceae. The record is from RefSeq and is a predicted model, not a curated record.
GUAGUUUUCAAAGAUAAGGGAGGGCUAAACCGUCUAAUCAGCUGAUUAAAUUCGAGAGCAAAAGCAGUCGCAGCGGGAAUGGGAUAGAAUAAAGCCUUUGAUUUCAUCCGAGCUGUGUCGACGACGGCCGGAGAUGACGGUCCUUCUGAGCCGUCCAUUCCCUUCCUUCAGGGCCGGCCAAGACAUCCGUAUCUUCAAAUCCAGACCGUCCAUUAAAACAAGCGUCUCAUGCUUCACUCCCAAACACUCCUUCAAGAGAGACUACACUAGCGUGAUGAUAGUCCCUACCGGAGUCGGAGCCGCCAUAGGUGGAUACGCCGGCGACGCCUUGCCGGUGGCUCGCACUCUCGCUUCCGUCGUCGAUUGUCUCAUCACUCAUCCCAAUGUGCUGAAUGCAGCAAUGCUCUGUUGGCCCAUGCCUAAUGCUUUGUAUGUCGAAGGUUAUGCUCUCGACCGAUUCGCACAAGGCUUAUGGGCUCUGAAGCCUGUUCACCAGAACAAGGUGGGGUUGGUUCUUGAUUGUGGAAUGGAAGAAGAGCUUCGCGUUCGUCAUUUGCAAGUGGCUGAUGCUGCAAGGGCUUCCCUUGGCUUGCCUGUAGUGGAAUAUGUUGUCACUGACACUCCUUUGCAGGUAGAGAAGUGGAUUGAUACAAAAAGUGGGCAAUCAACCGGGAGCAUUAAGCACCCUGAAUCACUACUGAGGGCUGUGCAGGCUUUAAUCAAACGCUCUCAAGUAAAUGCCGUUGCAGUUGUUGGACGUUUCCCGGAUGAUGAUUUUGAAGACACUGAUGAUUAUCGACAAGGGAUGGGAAUUGAUCUAUUGGCAGGAGUUGAGGCAGUUAUAAGCCAUCUAGUAGUGAAAGAAUUCCAAAUUCCUUGUGCACAUGCUCCUGCUUUAUUACCUGUAUCUCUGAGCCCAUCUUUAUGCCCAAAAUCAGCUGCUGAGGAGUUGGGAUACACAUUCUUGCCUUGUGUGCUUGCUGGCCUUAGUAAUGCACCACAAUACUUGGUCAAGAACUCUGAGUCCGAGCAUGGUUGCAUACUGACAAAUGAUGUUGAUAGUGUCAUCCUUCCUAUAGAUGCUUGUGGAGGACCUGGUGCUCUUGCUUUUGCACAAAGCAAAGCCAAUAAGCCCCUUAUAAUUGCUGUGGAGGAAAAUGAAACAGUCCUUGAUGACACACCUGAUAAAGUUGGCAUUGAAGCAAUCAAUGUCUCAAACUAUUGGGAAGCGAUUGGUGUUGUUGCAGCUCACAAGGCUGGAGUAAAUCCGCAGUCACUACGAAGAAAUAGAAUUAGCAGUCUUCAACGCGUGUCUCUAUUGCCUGCUAAUGGUUAUGCCGUUCAAAGUGCCACAACAAAUGGCUGAUUGAAGAGUUGGUAUAGGGAUUCAAGGUGCUGUCUGUAAUCGAGUCAUAUAACUCAUCUUCUAAAGUCAGUGAUGAUUUUCCAGUAGGUGGAUUGGAUAAAACUUGGUGAGUUGUUGAAUCCACUUGAGACCUUUUGCCAAUUGAAUACUCUUAUAAAUGCAGAGUUGAAACAAGUGCCAUUGGAUGUGGAUAAGCACUACCAGUAUAAAAUCGAAUCAUAGUUAGGUUGAUUGAAUGUUCUUUCUUCUGUUUUCUGAUCUGAAAUCCUGAUGGAAACUUAUAACUACAAGUCAAUGCUGGUUUUAUGUUUUUUUCUUCUUCUAUUGUUUUUGGCGGUCAGAUUGCUUGUCUUAUGUUGAUUCACAGAUUUGGUACUUUCUAUUUGGUCAGAUGUAUACAUUUGCUGGAGUUUGUUACUUGAAUUUUUGUAUUGUUUGACUAGCAGAAAUAGCAGGAAGCUUACAUUAUUGUGAUGCCGAUAUGAACUUGAAAUAUAACCAUAGAUAUAUACACAUAUUCC